Molecule: messenger RNA, 2409 nt
Organism: Kogia breviceps (pygmy sperm whale)
Lineage: Eukaryota; Metazoa; Chordata; Mammalia; Artiodactyla; Physeteridae
Gene: PEX5
Product: peroxisomal biogenesis factor 5
Biological process (GO): protein import into peroxisome matrix, docking
Cellular component (GO): cytosol; peroxisomal membrane
Molecular function (GO): protein binding
Source: RefSeq, a predicted model, not a curated record
ACAGCUUCCGCAGGGCCGAGACCGUCGCGCGGCGGUCACGGCCCCUUUAAGCCCGCGCCCCGCCCCUGGCUCCCCAACCCCUUCUCUCCCCUCCCCCUCCAGCCCGCACCAGGUACCCCGGCGGGUCGUGUGGCUUCGCGCGCGGCGAGAGCCGGCGGUCACCAUGGCGAUGCGGGAGCUGGUGGAGGCGGAAUGCGGGGGUGCCAACCCGCUCAUGAAGCUGGCCGGGCACUUCACCCAGGACAAGGCCUUUCGGCAGGAGGGGUUGAGGCCUGGCCCCUGGCCCCCAGGAGCCCCAGCCUCGGAGGCGGUCUCUAAGCCUUUGGGGGUAGCCUCUGAAGAUGAGUUGGUGGCCGAAUUCCUCCAGGACCAGAAUGCACCACUUGUAUCCCGUGCCCCUCAGACCUUCAAGAUGGAUGACCUCCUGGCAGAGAUGCAGGAGAUUGAACAGUCAAACUUCCGCCAGGCACCCCAGAGAGCCCCUGGUGUGGCAGACUUGGCCUUGUCGGAGAACUGGGCCCAGGAGUUCCUUGCAGCUGGAGAUGCUGUGGAUGUAACUCAGGAUUACAGUGAGACUGACUGGUCCCAAGAGUUCAUCUCUGAAGUUACAGACCCUUUGUCCGUGUCCCCGGCCCGCUGGGCUGAGGAGUACCUGGAGCAGUCAGAGGAGAAGCUGUGGCUGGGAGAGCCAGAGGGGACGGCUGCCACCCGUCGCUGGUAUGACGAGUACCAGCCCGAGGAGGACCUGCAGCGCGCGGCCAGCGACUUCGUGGCCACGGUGGACGACCCAAAGCUGGCCGACUCUGAGUUCCUGAAAUUCGUGCGGCAGAUUGGCGAGGGGCAGGUGUCCCUGGAGCCCGGCGCAAGGUCGGGCCGAGCUCAGGCAGAGCAGUGGGCAGCGGAGUUUAUUCAGCAGCAGGGUGCUUCGGAGGCCUGGGUUGACCAGUUCACGAGACCAGUAAACACAUCUGCUCUCGAUGUGGAGUUUGAACGAGCCAAGUCAGCUAUAGAGUCUGAGGUUGAUUUCUGGGACAAGUUGCAGGCGGAGUUGGAGGAGAUGGCCAAACGGGAUGCCGAGGCCCACCCCUGGCUUUCUGACUAUGACGACCUCACGUCUGCCUCCUACGAUAAGGGGUACCACUUUGAGGAGGAGAACCCCCUGCGUGACCACCCCCAGCCUUUUGAGGAAGGGCUGCGGCGCCUCGAGGAGGGGGACCUGCCGAACGCCGUCCUGCUCUUCGAGGCAGCUGUGCAGCAGGACCCCAAGCACAUGGAAGCUUGGCAGUAUCUCGGGACCACCCAGGCAGAGAACGAGCAAGAACUCUUGGCCAUCAGCGCGCUGCGGAAGUGCCUAGAGCUAAAGCCAGACAACCGGACGGCGCUGAUGGCGCUGGCUGUAAGCUUCACCAACGAGUCCCUGCAGCGGCAGGCCUGCGAGACCCUGCGAGACUGGCUGCGCUACACGCCGGCCUACGCCCACCUGCUGGCCGCCGGGGAGGAAGGGGCCGGCGGGGCGGGGCUGGGCCCCAGCAAGCGUAUCCUGGGCUCUCUGCUGUCCGACUCCCUGUUUCUCGAAGUGAAGGAGCUCUUCCUGGCAGCUGUGCGCCUGGACCCUACAUCCAUCGACCCCGAUGUGCAGUGUGGCCUGGGGGUCCUCUUCAACCUGAGUGGGGAGUAUGACAAGGCGGUGGACUGUUUCACAGCCGCCCUCGGCGUUCGUCCCAAUGACUAUUUGCUGUGGAAUAAGCUGGGGGCCACCCUGGCCAAUGGAAACCAGAGUGAAGAAGCAGUAGCUGCGUACCGCCGGGCCCUCGAGCUCCAGCCUGGCUAUAUACGGUCCCGCUACAACCUGGGCAUCAGCUGCAUCAACCUUGGGGCCCACCGUGAGGCUGUGGAGCACUUUUUGGAGGCCCUGAACAUGCAGAGGAAGAGCCGGGGCCCUCGGGGCGAGGGGGGAGCCAUGUCGGAGAACAUCUGGGGCACCCUGCGUCUAGCCUUGUCCAUGUUGGGCCAGAGCAACGCGUACGGGGCGGCCGACGCCCGGGACCUGUCCACCCUCCUCGCGAUGUUCGGCCUGCCCCAGUGACAGUGGGGUGGGCUGCCCUGCGAGUGCUUGCCUGGAGGGGUGCCUGCUCUGGACGUGACCCCCUCUCCCCAAGAGGGCCUGCCAGGGGGGUGGGCUGGUGACCACAAGCGGCCCUGCCUCUCAGGAGCUGCCUCAGUGUAGGGCUGGCUAGUCUGGGUUCUAGUUCCUGCAUAAUUGUAGGGAAAUGAGCUGUGCUGUCGGAGUCCUUUGGUAAUUCAAGGGCUGUCCAUCCAGCUCCAGGUCUCUGCUCACCACGCCCUUUCUUGGUGCUGCUUUUUGGGAAGGACCUGAAGAUACAGGUUGUCAUCUGCUGCCGUUUCUGG